Plenodomus lingam JN3 is the source of this 342-nucleotide messenger RNA. NCBI's taxonomy places the organism in Eukaryota, Fungi, Ascomycota, Dothideomycetes, Pleosporales, Leptosphaeriaceae. The record is from RefSeq and is a predicted model, not a curated record.
AUGCUUUACAUCCAACCCUUGAGCUGGCAACAUACUACAGACGGACAUGGAUCUCUCCAAUCCAGCGUUGCUGACGAGGAACCUACGAGGCAUUUACGCAGCGUAAAGUCACAUGUACCGACAGAUUUUGCUCGAUUGUUUUCGGAGAGAAUGGCCGCCACAGAGGCGUGUGUCGCCUCGUGGUGCCUACGAAUGAGAGAAAAUACGCAUCGCCAUACUCGACAGUCAUACAACAUCAUAUCAGACUGUGCCGAGUUUGGUAAUAGCCACGAGGGCGCGCAAGACAACAUGGACAAAGGCGUGCAAGAAAUGGGAAUAUAUGAAGAAAACGGGCCUUUGUGA